This is a messenger RNA of Anopheles marshallii, 1260 nucleotides long. Its product is annotated as glucose-fructose oxidoreductase domain-containing protein 1. Gene Ontology annotation, molecular function: nucleotide binding. The record is from RefSeq and is a predicted model, not a curated record. The transcript has a single exon. The coding region runs from base 1 to 1260 and encodes 419 amino acids. NCBI's taxonomy places the organism in Eukaryota, Metazoa, Arthropoda, Insecta, Diptera, Culicidae.
AUGUUGCCAGGAAUCGGAAUGUUCGGCACGGGCGAAGUGACCCACGUGCUCGUGCCAAUUCUGCGUGACAAGGGCUUCAACAUAGUGGCGAUAUGGGGUCGCACUGGGAAGGAAGCGGAACAGGCUGCACUCGAGCUGAAGAUACCGUUCCACACGGCCAAGAUCGACGAUGUGUUGCUGCGGAAGGAUGUCGAUCUAGUGUUCAUCACCUGUCCGCCGUUUCUUCACUCGCAGAUAUCGGUGAAGGCACUCGGCAUCGGCAAGCACGUCGUGUGCGACAAACCGAUGACACUGAUGCAGAGCGAUGCCCUGAAGAUGGUCCGUGCCAGCCAGUAUUAUCCGACGCUUAUUUCCAUCGUGAACCACUCACUGCGGUUUCUGCCUGCGAUUGCACACAUGAAACGCGUCAUCCAGGAAGGUUACAUUGGGCCACCGGGCCCCUGUCUCGAUCAGACGCUAAUUGAUGUGAAGGUGCGAAUGGGUCCACUGUUCAACCGGAAACGGUACGACUGGCUGUGCGAUGAAUCGAUGGGUGGUGGAGCACUUAAUCUCGUCGGCAGUCAUGUGAUAGACCUGGUGAAGUUCCUGACGGAACGGAAAGCGGUGCGAGUGCAUGGAACGGUCCGCACGUACGCAAUGUAUGCAUCGCAUUCGCACACGGGCAUACGGAGAGUUGCCGCACCGGACGUUUGCACGUUUCAGAUGGAACUUGAGAGCGACGGUAGCACAUCCAGUGCGCUCGUAACGGUCAACAUAAAUUGUCACGAGUCGAACAACGCGUUUCAGCAGGAAGUCGUCAUUUACGGUCCGGCGGGUCAUUUGACCGUGCGCGGAGGUGAUCUGGUUGGUCACCGGCUGAAUGCCGAUACGGGCGCCAUCAAGGAGGAAAUGUUGUACGUGGACGUGCAGGAUCUUCAAUUUUCCACCUCCGACACAACCCUGCCCAGACCGUAUGUGAAGGGACUGUGCAAGCUGGUCGGUGCCCUUCGGGAUGCUUUCCAUCCGAACAAGGAAAGUGCCGGUUGGAUCAAGGAACCGGUACAGGCAGCAGCCACCUUCGAGGAUGGCCUAUACGUGCAGGCAGUGCUGGAUGCGAUUCGCAAGUCGAGCAACGAGCGGUGCUGGACGAAGGUGAACGUCUGCACCGAAUCACCAACAAACCAACAGAAGCAAAAUGUACUCGCCAAUGCUGCUGCCCGCAUCGCAUCCGUCUCGGCCAUCCGGGCCGAUCCCAGUAUUAAUCAUACCGGAUACUUUUAA